Messenger RNA from Chiroxiphia lanceolata (lance-tailed manakin), 5425 nucleotides. RefSeq names its product 3 beta-hydroxysteroid dehydrogenase/Delta 5-->4-isomerase-like. Gene Ontology annotation, molecular function: 3-beta-hydroxy-Delta5-steroid dehydrogenase (NAD+) activity. Gene Ontology annotation, biological process: steroid biosynthetic process. The record is from RefSeq and is a predicted model, not a curated record. Lineage: Eukaryota; Metazoa; Chordata; Aves; Passeriformes; Pipridae. The coding region runs from base 4095 to 5288 and encodes 397 amino acids. The transcript is spliced from 5 exons.
ACUCAGUCACACUUUCCUACUCUGGCAUAGUAAUUGUUGUGGCCAAUAUCUUCCAUAGCUUGGACUUUUCCCAGAUGUAUUCAUAACAGAUACAGAAACAAGAUGCAUCAGUUAACAGGCACACAAUUACCUUUUGAUGGUGGGGGCAGUUCUUGCCCAAUGCUUCUAAAUGCAGAGCAAUGAAAUCACCUGUAACCAAAUCAGCACCCUGUGCUCCCUGCUGAGAGAGCCUCUUCUUUCACUACAUAGUUAAUUUGUAAGGCAAACUCUUCUAAGUAGCAGUCAGGACCUGUUCAUUUUCAGAGGACACCACAAGUUUGUGGCAGUGGGUACAUCACUCACCUGGUGCCCUGGUCUCUGCCCAUGGAUAAGGGCAGCCCGCACAGGCUAACGGAGUGGGCAGGAGCUGCUGACACCACCCCAGCAGCAUGUGACCUUUGAGGAGAGCUCAGAGGCAGUGUCACACCCACUGCCAGCAUAAACACUUGCUCUCCGAGGUAGCAGAAAUAUGUGCUCAUCCCUUCCCUGUCCAAGUUUCUUCCUGAGACAUGAGUGUUGCCUCCCCACGAGGAAGCCAAUGGCCCUUGGCUGUGUCAGAGCUGCUUUCUGGCUGCCCAGAGUAGACAAGGAAGCCUGCUACUGCCCAUAGCUGAGGGAGCUACUGGGGAAUGGAAAUGAGGGAGCGUGGGGGCACAUACGGUCUUACAGCCAGGGCAGAAAUCUGUUGAUGUUGUAUUAUAUGGAGCUGAUGUCCCUUGGGGUUUGUCUGUGUUAAUAGGCUGCAACAUGAGUAUUUAUCCUGAACUGUUGUCCCUAUGAGGAGUUUAACAACAAUUGGUUUUUUUAGUCUUUAUAUAAUGCUGUCCAAGUAAAGGUGUAAAAAGAAUUAUCUACUUAAAAUGGCUAAACCCCGCUGUGUGCAUAUUUGGUCUUUGUUAUAGAUGUGACGUGUAAAUCAGUGGGGCAUUGGGUCAGUGUAGCUGGGAAUAAGCUGAAUUUCCACAAAGAGUUUAACUGAUUUAACUGCUCUGGCUUAAUGAGGUCUUUUAAAUGAGGCUAAGUAAACUAAGAUGGUACAUACACGAAAACUGCUAAUGUUCGUCAUCUUUAAAAAUGCAAUGUGAUGCUAAAAAUAUCUGGUAAGACACCUGACCUUGUUUUCUUAUAAAUAAUUUUUAUGGCCAGACUCACGAGUGUGGCCACUGAUGUUACAGCAGCACAAAAUGGCAGAGGGAUGCCAGACAGCAAUGGCAUGCCAUGUCACUCUUUGCCAAAGAAAUACCGACUUGCUGGGUACCUUCCCUACUUUAGUGCACCUCCCAGUCUCCCCUUGCACACAAGGCUCCCUUUCUUGGCAGAAGGCAAUCUCAAACAGUGGUGUCCUGCAAAAUGCACUGCCCUGGGUAUCAUCCACGGGCAUGUGGUAUUUCCGACCAAGUGGGAUCUUCCCCUGCUCCCCUUGGAACUCUGGCACUGUUCAGUAAAAGCAUCAAGAAUAAGUGGCUGCAGACAGGGAAAAGUGAUGCUUUGUAGGCUAGUAAUCAAAGUUCUCCUGUGUAUGAGAGUGAAGGUGGGGGCCUGAGGUCAUUAAUUCACAUAGUGAUUACUUAGAGGAAAAUGCCACAGGAGUCCUGGAUGCAUGGGGCUGCACAGUUAUCUAACCCUGUUUUGGAGUGCUGUGUGGCCAAAUUCCAAGAAAGUGCUUGCUCUCCUCCUACGAAACUGCCUAUGAGCUUCUUUGGUCAAGGUUUUCUCCUGGCAGAGAAGAGGUGCUGCUUCUUCUGUGGAGGAGAGGGCAUCUGUGCUCCCCAGUUCUUUCUGAGCAUUUUGACCUCUGGCUUCUGGUGUAAAAGGGAAAAUGGGAGCAGCAGCAUCACCUACUUUUGCCCAUAUCUUAGAAGAAUCAAGUGAGGCUCGUUAGGUCCUAAACUUGCUAGAAGACUUGUUUCCAGCUUAUACAAAUGGCAGUGGCUGAAGGGGCCUGCUGGCAGACUGGAGAUAUCUGGCUGAGCUCUGGAGAGGAGCAGAAUUUCUGGCAUCCUUUCUCCAAUACAUCUUGAUGACUUGCCUCCAGGCAUUUGAAUUUUUUUAGAUCUGCUUCUGUAAAUCUAUAAGACCUAGACAUGGACAUGGAAAGAGUGAGAGUGAGCAGGUGCCUGAAUUUAGCUACUGUCUCCUGGAGCUGAUGCUGUGAAAUGGGAAAAUAGGUAGUAAGGGGCUGGGACAACUGCAUUUAAGUUCUGUUUUCAUGAAAAUGAGCUCCUCUGUCUCCCUAGUCGCUGACCAUCAAGAGCUUUGCUCCUUAUUCUAUACUCCCAUUUACUGAAAGAAAUCUCUUUUGUCUGGAGAAAUCCAGGGAGCGAAAGAUCAUCCAUUUCUUACCAGCAUUUCAGUGAGACACCUUUCACUUGCAGUCUGACUCUCUCAAUGUUCCAUGCAUGCAGCCAGUCUGAUGGUUUGCUCAUGCUGCUCCUCACAGCAGUCUGUGUUCCUUGGAGCUGAGGUAGUGCUCAAGACGGCUCUGCUGAGGCAGGAGAAUCACUAAUUUCAGGCUCCAGAGUCUCAGCUUUCAUUUAAAGCCAACAAAACCAAGAUGGUGGAAUGCAUGCCAUUGUUACAAUUGUGACGAAAAUCUUUAAAGGGGGAAAGCCAUCUUAAGAAACUCAGAGAGUCUGUUGGAGCUGAAACAGUAGUGAUGGAAGUUGUCUGCACUGCUGAGCUGACUUCAGGUGGCUUCGUUUACAUUAUUAUUGAGUACAUGAGAUCAAAAUCUGUUUUAAAGGAAAGACAGUGUAACAUCAUGAAAAUAAAAGUGCCGUGGUUUUUUUUGUAAUCGCCUUCUCUGUUUUUCCCAUGACUCUGAAGUUGGGGGAUGAAGGAUAGGAGGUGGAGCAGGUGGAGCUGAAGGAUGUGCAAACCCUACUAAGGUAGCCAUAGAAAUAGCAGCCUUUGAUCAAGCUGUUCUAUAAGUUUGGUAUAUAAGACAGCAUAAACAUCUUAAACCAGAAAUGUUUGCAGAGGCCACUAAUUUGCAAAUCCUGUGAUCUGGACGUCUAGUGGAGUACCUUUGGAGCCACAUUGGAACAGGCAUGGAGCACUUGGAAGUGAAAGAUUACCAAGGGUCCAGGACUGCAGCAUUCACAGAGCUGAAAUAUCUUCUUCUCUAAUCCUGCCUCUUGCUAUUGGCCUUUAAAGCCAUACAAAUUUUCUAUCUGAUUUUUCAAACUAUGUAAUUAUAUAGAAUAUCCUCCUAGCCUGUUUUCCCCUUUCAGAUCAGCACAUAUUCCAAAACUGAGGCAAUGCCUGUAUGCUUGAAUAGUUCUGCAUGCCCUGCCAUAGAGCAAGGGUAAGGGAAGAUUUUGCUGGUCAGGUUUGUGUAAGUAUCAUGCCUCAGGAAUCAAUAACAAAGGGGAAUCCCUAUAGAAUUGGGCAUGUGCAUCUUGUGAGCAAAUGGUAAGUCUGCUCUUCACCUGAGGUUUUGAGGGUGAGCCUGCAGCAGAGUACCACUUCUGGGACAAAAGGCCAGCUCUCAGUCGUUCAGACGCCCUGCCACAAACUGCUUUGCAGCUGGCAAAUACCUCGGUGCCCACUUCACUGGCAUGGCCAGGGGGAACCAUGCUAUCAAAAAGCAACCUUCUACAUAAACCCUACUUUAAAUUGUCCCUAAGGAGGGAGAAGAAAGAAGCUAGCCCUGUUAGCUCACUCUGUUUAGACUUUAAUUUCUCUCAGAGAUAACAGUGUCUGCACUGAUCUUCCAGAGGCCUUCACAUGGAGGCCUUCCUCUCUGUUCCAGUAACAAUAAACCUUGUCAGCAGACUGACAGCCUGCCAGAUAAGACUCAGGAAUUACAGCACAUUGCACAUGUUGAUGGACUUCAAGGAUGUACAACAAGAGAAUGAGACAACUGGGAGUACUCAGUCCUGAGAAGGCUAAAGGCAGAUGGGGGAUCACAUUGCUGUCUUUUACUACUCAUUCGGAGAAAAUCCAGCCCAGCUUCUGGGAUGUGAACAGUAAAAGGGUGAAAGGCAGGAGGUGAACCAGCCUGCCUAAGCUCAAGAGACAGCCGGUUUGACACUGAGGAGCAACCCAGAGCAAUGUCCCUGGCUGGGGUAAGCUGUCUGGUGACAGGAGCAGGAGGAUUUCUUGGCCAGAGGAUUGUCCACUUGCUUUUGGAAGAAGAGGAGGCUCUGGCUGAGAUCAGACUGCUGGACAAAGCCUUUAGUGAGGAAGCACUCGGCAGAUUUGAAAAGUUCAAGGGUAAGACUGAGGUGAAAAUCCUGGAAGGGGACAUCCGAGAUGUGACAUUCCUGCACCGUGCCUGUCAGGGGGUCUCCCUCGUCAUCCACACGGCUUCCCUCAUUGACACCCUGGGCCUCAUAGAGAAGAAGUUGCUCUGGGAAGUCAAUGUAACAGGUACUCAGCUACUGCUGGAGGCAUGUGUCCGCUGUAACGUCCAGCAGUUCAUAUACACCAGUACCAUAGAAGUGACAGGCCCAAACUGCAGAGGUGACCCAAUUUUCAAUGGUGACGAAGAUACAGCUUAUGAGAGCAUCUCGAAAUUUCCUUACGCGCAAAGUAAGAGAGUGGCAGAGGAUUCUGUGCUGAAAGCAGAUGGCCAGGUGCUAAAGGAUGGCGGCACACUGAUGACUUGUGCCCUGAGAUCCAUGUACAUUUUUGGAGAAGGAUGUCCGUUUCUUCAAGGUCAUCUGGACAAGUGCCUGUUGAACCAAAAUGUCUACCUGCGCUUCUCCAGGAAGGAGGCUUUGGUGAACCCUGUGUACGUGGGGAAUAUUGCCUGGGCACAUGUGCAGGCGGCCAAAGCCCUGAGAGCCCCGCAGAAAGCCAAGCAUGUCAGGGGGAAGUUCUACUACAUCUCAGAUGACACUCCUCACAUGAGCUACGCAGAUCUAAAUUACGAGCUGACCAAGGACCUGGGGUUUGGAAUCGAGCCCAAGCUCCCCAUGCCUCUGACAAUGUUGUAUUACUUCUCACUGCUGCUGGAGAUCGUGAGCUUCUUGCUCCGGCCCUUUGUCAGAUACAUCCCCUCCACCAACCGUCACCUGGUCACCCUCCUGAAUACUCCAUUCACCUUUUCUUAUAGAAAAGCACAAAAGGAUUUUGGCUAUGUGCCCCGCUACACGUGGGAAGAAGCCAAGCAGUGUACUGGGUGCAGGGAGGGCCAGCAGAAGGUGAAGUGGAGAGAUGGAUCCAAGCACCCACACCCCCUGAGCACCGUUGGGUUUGCAUCUGUGUUGUCUUUCACUUCAGGUGUCUGCUCAAAGUGGUGAAGUGCCUGUAAUAAAAAAUACCGAAAUCCUGAGGGAAUGGGUACCUGAACACAUUACUCUGCUGCUCAGCAGAGAGAGCCUGUGCAUGCUAUUACCCAAUAACAAACACAAGCCAAUAAAGAUAUUCUGAGAACAGG